Molecule: messenger RNA, 1890 nt
Organism: Paramecium tetraurelia
Lineage: Eukaryota; Ciliophora; Oligohymenophorea; Peniculida; Parameciidae
Exons: 4
Molecular function (GO): protein binding
Source: RefSeq, a predicted model, not a curated record
AUGUGCAUGGCAGAUUAAAAAACUAUUUCUUAACAUACUAAACACAAUCAAUGUCUAAUACCCUACCAGCAAUACGUAACAUUGGUAAGUAAAUAAAUUGAAGACUAACUUCAUGAUGCUAACAAAUAUGUUGAUCUGUUUAACAAAGAAUCUCAAAUAGUCUAACAAAUUUUGUUAUCAGAUGAACAUUUGAAUAAUAUGGAAGGAUAUGUGAGAUCUUAAAAACAAUAAAUUGAAUCUGACAUCAACUAAGCCUUAGACUCCAUCACAUUGCUAUUUGGAUUGCAUAAAACAGAACUAUUUGGUAAGCUAGAUCAAUAUCUCUAAAUAUACAAAAACAAUUUCUUUAUACUUAAAGAACAGCUAGAACCAAUACACUUCCUUCUGACUAAGUGUAAAUACUAUGCAAACGAAAACAACUUAAAACAAAAAUUACAUACUAAACCUGAUUUAGGAUCGUAAGUUAAGGUGUCAAUAAAGUAGAUGUCCAUCACAAAGAAACCAGAAUAACUAAAAUAAGUACUGGAUAAAGUCAAGAAGGCUUAAGAAUUGCAAUAUAAUAAUGAGAAUUUCACUAAAUUAUUGACUGAUGCUAUGAAUUCAAUAAAAGAUUACUACAUCAAAAAUGUUAGCAUCCCUAUUCAAAUUCCAAUUGAAAUUUAACAAUAACCAAAUAUACUUACUACUAUUCAAGCAAUAUCCUCUCCUCCAAUCAAAAGUAAAUCCAUGGAUGUAUCAAAUGCUGACAAAGUGACAAUGUUGGAUGAUAACAAAACAGUUAUUUCUGCAGUCGAUACUAAGAUCUCCCUUCAAAGUUAGUUAUAACCAACCGUUAUUCCAAAUAUUAAUGUUUAAAUAUUGGAUAAUAGAAUCAUUGAGGAUGCCAAUCAAUCAAAAGGACAUUCAAAUUAAAGAUUCAGAAUUAAAAAGAAAUUAAGUAUUGAAUUUUAAGUUACUUCUUUGGCUCUAGUCAGCAAUGCAUCGGUAGCCUUAGGUUUAGCUGAUGGAACAGUUAAACUGUUAGACAUGAGUACUAGCAAAGUUAGCUUCUAUCCAAAUACUUACAUACAACACACCAAACCUGUUUGUCAACUUUUGAUUUUGAAAUAAAAUAGGGGUACAAGAUUGGCAUCUUUAAGUGAUGAAAAUUAUGCUAUUAUAUGGACAUUAGGAGAAAAUUAUGUGCCUUAUCCAGAGAGAAAACUCAUAGGAUUCAAAUCUAAAUUGAAUAGAAUUAUGGAUAUUGCUGAUUCAUCUCACCUUCUUUGUUAAAGUGAUACUAAUCUAUAAGUUAUCAAUUAUCAUGAUAAUCGAAUUGCUUAUUCUUUCGAUUUUAAAACUUAGCUCAUCGAAUUCCUUUAUGUAAGUAAAUAUGAAAAAUUUGCUACCAUUUCUCAAGGGAAUAUAGUUUCUAUUUAUAGUUUAAAAAUGAACAAUAAUUUGUAAGGGGCAAUGUUAUUAGUCAAUUGUGAAUUAGAAUGUAUAUAAUCAGCACUACCUAUCUCAAAUAUCAGCACAUGCAUUGCAACAGAAUAUCUGAAUGACAUAGUCAUCUGCUAUGGAUGCACUGAUGGCUCAGUCAAAUUAUUUAAUGUUCUUAAAAACAUCAUGAUAGGUGAAUAUUAGUUGUUCAAUUCUAAGGUACAGGAGAUGAUUAUUGUUAAAUAACACAAGCUUUUUAUCUUAGUAGCUUUUGCUGAAAGUUUGAAAUAGAUAAAAGCCAUUAUGAUAUAAGAGAGCAAAAUCAUUCCCAUUGAUAUGUUUGGUGAAUUGCUUGAAAGUCCUGCUAGGAGUGGCAAAAAUGUUCUUUAAACAUUUUUCAAAAAUAGAAGUUCAUUUUAUUUAUUAAGUGACUCACAAAAAGACAUAGGAUUAUAUGAAUUAUGCUGA